AAACCUGUUCGGAAAACAUUGACAUGUGCAUUCCCGCGCUUUAAUCGCCAAUCAGAGGCCAGUAUUGCGCUAAGGCUCUGCGUAAGCGCGCGCGUUUAGUUUCUGAACGUUUCGAACCUCAAGUCGGAUAUUGUUUUUUUUUUAAAGUGAAGUUUAUCGUUUAGAAAUAUAGUUUUUUAAAUAUAAAAGUUAUGUGUUUCUUGUGUGGAUUAUACCUGUUUGGUGAAGAAUAAUGAAGCAGAAGAAAACGACGGCGGCAACUGACUCUUCGAUAAAACUUGAAAAGGCACAGUUCCAAUAGGCGCUUAUCAUUGGGUUCCAAAUUUUUUUUCCAAAUGAAAGAGUUUUGGAUGGUAUUUAACUGUUUACCAAUAGAAGAAACUCAUAACUAGGGUGAAAUGAAACCAAGAAGUCUGAGAAGACCAUGCGAAAAUUAGCAAAGUCAUGUUCGGCGGACCAAAAUAAACAGUAUUGGCAAAGCCAGAUCAGCUAAAUAAAGUAGUUUAAAAGCCGGUCAGUUAUUUAUGAAGGUCGAAAAUAUAGCCACGAUGUCAGUCAACAAUGACUUGAGCGAUUCUUCGGAUUCGGCGCCAAAACUGCGGAUGAAGCCAGCGGUCAACAAGAUAUUUUGUUGUAGUGUUACAGCUGCCUCGGGUUUCGUGGCUGCGUAUGCUUUGGUGGCGUACGCGAUAGCCCUAAUCUACGAGAUAGUAUGGGUGGUGGAGUCUCAGAGCGGUUUGCCAGUUCCGUCGGUGCUGCUGAUGAUAUGCUACUGUAUCGUCAUCUCCGCAACCAUCACCCUGGUGCAUGGACUUAUUUCUAAAAACAACACGUACUUAUUGGCUUGGCUGAUUGCAGUUAUCCUAGUCCUAAUACCAGAAUGUGCUCUAGUCUUCUACAUGUCUAUAAGUCAUUGGGGUCUACAAGGCGUAUACGGCGGCGCUGAGCUGGCUUGCUACGUCGCGCGGUUACCAGCCAUAGUAUGCGGGGUUGUGUUGGUGCAAUCUGCAUAUGCGUUGCGGGAAGCAAGGAAAGGCGAAUACGGUAAUCCAGCUGCUGUGAGUGGCAGUGAGUUUGACGCCAGCCACUUUGUGCCGGAUACGCCUAGCGCCUUCACCAAUGAUGGAUUCUUGGCUGACAACGGAAAAACUGGAUCAAUGCCAGAUCUCCGACGUCACUUAGCGUCACGACAAUCCAUGAACAUGGGCUACCCACCAAUAAUGCUGCCCCAACCUCCCCCCGCCUACUGGCAACACCUCGCCGACAGACAAUACGCCGCCAGCCUCCGAGGAUACCCCAAAUCCUUCCCACCCCCACAAAACUUUGGCACAUGGGUCGGUCCUAGAACAGGCCCAUUCUUCGACAACCCUUACAAGAGGAGACAUUCAGUUGUAGGAGCGUUCAACACCGACGAAUACCCUUCAAAAGGUUACGACUUUGAAGACAGGAUGGACUGUAAAAGCGAAAUGGCAUACCCUUACCGACCGUACAUUUACGACCCAAGGAUGUACCCCCCUGACUAUGAUCCGAGGUUCUUCCAAAGUGAUCCAUAUGGAAGCUUAAGGCAUGACCCGUAUCACUUCAGCGGGUCGAGGGAAAGAGUGUACUAUGGGAUAAGGAACAGUCAUAACUCAGUCGGCAACGAGUCUGAUGACUUGACCAAGUAUAAAGACGUUGCCCUCUAAUCUCCGAUUUUUCAAUUACGAAUAUGAAAAUUUCGUCAUCCUAGAUGAAAAAUUGUAUAAAAUAGUCGACUAAGCUUUAUUAUAGUCCAUAUGGCUACGAUUUUUUCGAGAUGUUUCAUGUAUAAAAGUUUAAGUGUUAUUGAUUAAGUAUAAUAAAAUCCUAUAUGAUUGUAUAUUUGAAGUCAAUGAUUGGUGCUAGUUUUACAAUAAGUAUAAAAUUGUGUUUUGUGUUAAAACAUGUUUUCCCAUAAGUAGUUACAUAAUAUAAUAGGUACAUGUAACAAAUAUUUCACGGGCUGUAUCUACAGUUUAAACAAGAAGAAAUAUUACGACCAACUAUUGGGGAAAUCGCAUACUAAGUAGUUAAUUAGGUACGCCCUUAUUAAGCACAAUAAGGACAGAUGUAAUUAUUGUUAUUCGGUAUUUAUAGACAGUAACGUGUAUUGGAUACCAGCAUAGGUUCAGCGUUUCGUCAUUACAAACGAAUUAAAUGAGUAACAAGGGUACUUAGUUAAUAUAGAGCCCAGUAAAAUUGUAUUUAUACAAUUUUCCCGUGUGAGGAGGAACAAAUGUGAGGAGUUUUAUGUCCUCACACUUUUCUUUUUAUAUAAGUAUUAAUUAGACAGAGACGCCCAACGAGUCGCAGGAGCCACUAGAAUCAGGCGGACGCAAGACUCGACCGUGGCGUGUUGAAGUCCUUUCAUGAGACCUAUGUCCAACAGUGGACCUCUAUCGAUUGAAGAUGAUGAUGAUGAUGAUGAUCAGAUAGUUAACCUACUUCUGUAUAUUAAGUUAGUCUUAAGUAGGUACUCUCUACGAAAUUAAGUAUUAAUAGUUUUAGCGUGUUACCUUAAUAACCAAAGGAUUGUAAUUGUUCUAAAUGUAAACAGAAAACUUUCAGUCACUACCUUGAUUAAGAAAUUAUAGUUUUUUUACAACUGA
Maniola jurtina (meadow brown) is the source of this 2627-nucleotide messenger RNA. RefSeq lists its product as uncharacterized. The record is from RefSeq and is a predicted model, not a curated record. The transcript has 7 exons. NCBI's taxonomy places the organism in Eukaryota, Metazoa, Arthropoda, Insecta, Lepidoptera, Nymphalidae. The coding region runs from base 525 to 1685 and encodes 386 amino acids.